Glossina fuscipes is the source of this 3264-nucleotide messenger RNA. RefSeq names its product phosphatidylinositol-binding clathrin assembly protein LAP (gene lap). Gene Ontology annotation, molecular function: SNARE binding; 1-phosphatidylinositol binding; phosphatidylinositol-4,5-bisphosphate binding. NCBI's taxonomy places the organism in Eukaryota, Metazoa, Arthropoda, Insecta, Diptera, Glossinidae. Bases 789 to 3194 code for a protein of 801 amino acids. The record is from RefSeq and is a predicted model, not a curated record. Gene Ontology annotation, cellular component: clathrin-coated vesicle; clathrin-coated pit; extrinsic component of presynaptic endocytic zone membrane. Gene Ontology annotation, biological process: clathrin coat assembly; clathrin-dependent endocytosis; synaptic vesicle budding from presynaptic endocytic zone membrane. The transcript has 16 exons.
AAGAUAGAAAAUGACAAGUUUCAUUUCUUAAGAAACUUUGUAAUAAAAAAUGUGGUUUCAAAUAAUUAAUUAAAAAGUAAAAAAAAAUUCUAAACAAAUCUGUAUUGACAAAAAAAAGUCAUUGUUUAACUUUUUGGACACGUAUUGAGAGCCUUACGAAAGCUGAAGAAAUUUUUUUGUGUGACGCGUGUGUGUGUGCAUGUGUGAUUAAAGAAAUUCUUUUUGGUUGAAUAGUGAAGAAAAAACCUUAAAUGUAAAUGUGAACUGUUUACUGAUCUGUUUUUUGCUCUUAUUAGUUUUACUGGGAGCUAUGCCAUCUGACUGCUUAUAGAUUUCGCAAACGAGGCAUUACAUGAAAAGUACAUUAGAAAAAAAAUCAAUAAAUUGAAGUGUUUUAGCUUUGAAUAAUAUCAACAACAAUAAUAGUAGUAACUAAGAAUUCCGAUUGUUACAAGUGUUACUUGAAUGCUUUUAUAAAUUAAGGGGUGUUUUUAUUUAUUAUUUCUCAAUAUAUUAACAACCUUUAUUUUAAGGGGCGUCGAUUUUGUAAAUCAAAUAAUUAAACCUUGAAAUUUUGGUUCAGUUACUAGGUCAAAGUGUUUUUGGCGAAAAAGUAACAUUAUCUUGCUUUUACUUGCUUUAAUUUCCAGUUGUCAAAAUCUAAUCACACUUUGCAUGAGCAGAGAAUACGGAUAAGAAAACAAAAUAAGAAUUUAAUUUUAAUAAGAAAAUAAAAAGAAAUUUACUGGCUUUACCUAGACGUUAAAUAAAUUAAAACAGCAGACAUCAUGUCUAUGGCUGGACAGACUAUCAACGAUCGGUUGUUGGCCGCACGGCACAGUCUCGCUGGUCAAGGUUUGGCCAAAUCUGUGUGCAAAGCGACAACAGAAGAGUGCAUUGGACCUAAGAAAAAACACUUGGAUUAUCUGGUGCAUUGCACAAAUGAGCCUAAUGUCUCGAUACCGCAUUUGGCCAACUUACUUAUUGAGCGAUCACAAAAUACCAACUGGGUGGUGGUCUAUAAGGCUCUAAUAACAACACAUCACUUAAUGGCGUAUGGGAAUGAGCGUUUUAUGCAGUAUUUAGCGUCAUCAAAUUCCACAUUUAAUUUAAGUAACUUUCUGGACAAAGGCGGAGUACAAGGUGGCAUGUCGGUACCGGGUGGAAGAAUGGGUUAUGAUAUGUCACCGUUUAUACGACGCUAUGCUAAAUAUUUAAAUGAGAAAUCUUUAUCUUAUCGUGCUAUGGCGUUUGAUUUCUGUAAAGUUAAGCGUGGAAAAGAAGAAGGUUCAUUGCGUACCAUGAAUGCUGAUAAAUUAUUGAAAACCCUGCCAGUGUUACAGGCUCAAUUGGACGCGCUACUUGAAUUCGAUUGUCAGGCCAAUGAUUUAACAAAUGGUGUCAUUAAUAUGUCGUUUAUGUUAUUGUUUCGUGAUCUCAUACGUUUGUUUGCUUGUUACAAUGACGGCAUUAUAAAUUUAUUGGAAAAAUAUUUCGAUAUGAAUAAAAAGCAUGCUCGCGAAGCUUUGGAUUUAUAUAAAAAAUUUCUAGUGCGUAUGGAUCGUGUUGGCGAAUUUUUAAAAGUGGCGGAGAAUGUCGGUAUUGAUAAGGGUGAUAUUCCGGAUUUAACUAAAGCACCCAGCUCAUUACUGGAUGCUCUAGAACAACAUUUGGCUGCUUUGGAAGGACGUAAAGUAUCUGCUGCCAAUACACCGACUCAAUCAGCCAGCAACCAAAAGAACUUUAAAUCCGCUGUCUCUGCCCUCUCUACUACUAGCACUGCUUUCGGUUCAGCUGCGGCUUCUAGUAAAUUUGAUAAUAGCAACGGCAUCGAUGAACAGUUAAAAGCUCAGGCAUUGGCUGAUGAAGAAGCGGCCAUGAAUCAAUAUAAAUCGAAAGUAUCAUCGCCCACCAGCGGCGGUGCUGGUGCCAACGCCGCAUUAACAAAUCCUUUCUUAUCGUCACCACCAGCUACGGGAGCUGGUGCUCCGAUAGUUGAUUUGUUUGGUGCUGCUACGGCUCAGCCAGGUACAGCUGGCUCCACCGCUGCUGCUGGCUCCGCCACGAAGGCUUCAGAUGAUUUAUUACAAUUGGGUAAUCCCUUUGCUGAUAUGUUUGAUGCCCCUGGUGCAGCAGCUGCCACAGGUGCUAAUAAUAUUUGGAUGCAUAAUAAUGGUUUCAAUGGUUCUUCAGUACCUUCGGCGGCCGCCAACGCAUUUGUCUCUGAUAGUAAUUUCUCAUCGGUCUUUGGUAAUACCGAACCGGCCGGAGCAGCAUUACCAAAUCCCUUUUUUGAUUCAAUGGAACCCCAGUCUUUAUUUAAUAUUACCACAAAUUCCACCAAUACCAUCAACACCACUUCCAAUAUCGUCACUUUGUUUACGACAUCAGCAAACUCCAUCGCCACAACCUCAACCAUCAAUAACAAUACCACAAUGAUUCCUACUAUCUGCUCUACCAACAUCCAAAAUACGUCGUCAACGACUACCAAUUCGAAUCUGUUUAUGACAACUAGUAUGUCAUCUAAUCAACCAACAUCUCCGCCACCAGGCUUUGAUGCUUUGGGUGAUGUAUUGAAACCCGGCAUAACAACGUCAGCAAAUCAAACAAAUGUUGUUACUUCAGGUGGCGUUAUGCAAGAUCACCAGCAAUUGCAACAACAACAACAACAACAGCAGCAACAACAACAACAACAAACAGCCACAACCGGAAAGAUCCUAACCGGCGACCUGGAUAGUUCUCUAAUGUCAUUAGUAGAAAAUUUAAAUAUUAACAAAUCGGCUACUAGUACAAAACCUGUGCAAUGGAAUUCACCGAAAAAUACAGCGAAACCCGGUGCUAAUUGGACACCGCAACCUAUGGCUGCCACAACUGGCGCUGGCUAUCGUCCAAUGGCACAUGGCAUGACUGUAAGUCCUGCGCCAAUCACAAUUAAUCAUCCGUAUGUACAUGCUAGUUAUCCUGUUAUACCAAAUUAUAUGCAGCAGGGAAUGCCGGUGAUGGGUCAACCUAUGAUGGGCCAAGCCCCUUUGACUGGGGUAGUGCCGCCGACAAUGACGACUCCACUGAUGGUGCCCAGCAACAGUAAUGUAUCAUCAACGGGCGUAAUACCUUCCACCCAAACCAUACAAAAUAUGAUGCAAGCGAACGGUGGCAAUAAAACUGUACCCUUAGAUCCAUUCGGAGCGUUAUAAAUCUCUUGAAAUUAAACAAAAAAAAAAAAGUAGAAAAAUAUAUAUAUAUAUAUAGAUACUACAAAAAAAC